Molecule: messenger RNA, 1251 nt
Organism: Microdochium trichocladiopsis
Lineage: Eukaryota; Fungi; Ascomycota; Sordariomycetes; Xylariales; Microdochiaceae
Exons: 2
Coding region: 214-1146 (310 amino acids)
Source: RefSeq, a predicted model, not a curated record
AGCCACUAGAUAUCGCAAGCACUGUGGAACUCGUCAUGGCCCGGCCGGUGUAAGCUAGUAGUGUGAGCAGCGAUCAAAGUACAAAAUGGCUUCUUGCUCUCGUACAGAAUGGUCUUUCUCGAAUUCAUCAUCACCACUCAACUUCACUCACAUCUUUGAACAAGUAACAACACCUCAUUAUCCUACUCGGAUCAUCUCUAUCAUCAAUUUACAAUGGCUCCUCGUGUUUGGCUUGUUACUGGAGCGACUUCAGGCAUUGGCGCCGCUCUGGUCCAGGAGAUCGUCUCUCGCGGCGAUAAAGUCAUUGCCUCUGGCCGCAAGGUCGAGGAGCGUCUUGGAAGCAUCAAAUCGGACAACAUUGCGCUGCUGGAGCUUGAUAUCACGGCGAGUGUGGAGGACAUUGCAGCAAAGCUCAAAGACGCUACAUCAAUCUUUGGGCACAUCGAUGUCGUCAUGAACAAUGCCGGCAUGUCGGCGAUGAAGAGUGCCGAGGAGGCCAGCGAGGACUUCAUCAAUACCAUGUUCCAGGUCAACCUCUUCGGCCAGAUGCGCAUCACCCAGGCCAUCCUGCCCUUUUUCCGAGCACAAGGCCACGGCACUCUGGCUUUCACUUCUUCCAGCAUCCUCUGGGCGCCCCUGCCCUUCAUGUCGCACUACGCCGCGUCCAAGGCUGGCCUCAGCGCCUACGUCGAGGCACUGGACAAGGAGCUCCGCCCGCUCGGCAUCCGCUGUGUUGCCAUCGAGUGCGGCGGAUUCCCCACGAGCCUGGGCCAGCCUCGUGACACAUCCCAGCAAAGCUUCGGCACCGGCGGGCCUGCCGUUCAGGCGUAUGAACCCCUGUUCGGGAAGCUGGUGGGCAAGUUUGUCACAAACCCCAUGGAUCACAUGCCGGGAGACGUGCAAAAGGCCUCUCGGCGUAUUGUGGAUGUCGUCACGCGCGAGGGGCUGGCUGCCGGGCUGCCGUGGGCGGUCCGGGUGGCGCUGGGAUCGGAUGGAAUGGGCUCGGCCAAGCAGCGAUGUGAGGAACAGCUUCAGCUCGUCCAGCGGUGGGAGAAGCUGAGCCUGAGCACUGACCGGGAGGAGGGCAAGGAGUCGGUUGCCCUCAAGGACAUGUAUGAGUUCAACACUGUCCUGGAGUCCGAAUAAUGAGCAUGGAGCAGGUAGCGACGAUGAGAAAUGGUUGCUGGGGGAUUUGAUGUAUGAGAAACGGGUCCAAAUAGAGCAUAGAUGUUCCUUGUUUAACAGAGCUAC